Epinephelus moara (kelp grouper) is the source of this 10631-nucleotide messenger RNA. Its product is annotated as glucagon-like peptide 2 receptor. Gene Ontology annotation, cellular component: plasma membrane. NCBI's taxonomy places the organism in Eukaryota, Metazoa, Chordata, Actinopteri, Perciformes, Serranidae. Bases 6495 to 8285 code for a protein of 596 amino acids. Gene Ontology annotation, molecular function: glucagon receptor activity; peptide hormone binding. Gene Ontology annotation, biological process: cell surface receptor signaling pathway; adenylate cyclase-modulating G protein-coupled receptor signaling pathway. The record is from RefSeq and is a predicted model, not a curated record. The transcript has 19 exons.
AUAUAUUAGGUCUUACAGCUGUGUUUGAGGUUAGGUACAAGCUGAGGACAGGAGGUCAUGAAUUUGGCCUCUAAUAGUUAGAAUUUUGUCAUUAAAAAAGCUCAUAAAAUCAUUACUGCUAAGGGCUAAAGGAAUACAAGGCUCAAUAGAGCUUUGACUCUCAGUCAGCCUGGCUACAGUGCUGAAAAGAAACCUGGGGUUAUUCUUGUUUUCUUCUAUUCCAGCUGAGUAAUAGUUUGCUCUGGCAUUGCGGAGGCCCCUCUUAUACGUUUUGAGACUGUCUGCCCAGAUUAAACGAGAUUCUUCCAGUUUGGUUAAUCACCAAUUCCUUUCAAAUUUUCGUGCUAUUUGUUUUAACUUACGGGUUUGAGAGUUAUACCAAGGAGCGAACUUUCUUUGCUUUGUUAACUUCUUUUUAAGAGGAGCUACAGAGUCGAGUGUUGUUCGCAGUGAGCCUACGGCACUAUCGACAAGAUGAUCAAUUCGGGAGAGGUUAAAGUCGGCACAGGAAACCUCUGUUACUGAAGGACAUGGUAUUGAAUUUAACGACGGAGUAAUCAUUUCCUUAAAUUUUCCUUAAAUCUAGUAUAGUAACUGUUGCUGAGUGGCGUGUAAUCGAGUAAAAAGAAAUCAAAAGUAAUCAAAUAAUGAUCCGAUAGCGAGGGAUUCUGUGUAAAGACUGUUAGGUUAUCAAUUUCUAUUCCAUAUGUCAGAACUAGAUCGAGGGUAUGGUUAAAACAGUGAGUGGGUUCAUGUACACCCUGACUGAAGCCAAUGGAGUCUAAUGAGAUAAACGCGGUAGCCAGGGAGUCAUUAUCAACGUCGACACAAAUGUUAAAAUCACCCACAAUAAUAACUUUAUCGGAUUUAAGAACUAAACUGGAUAAAAACUCUGAGAAUUCAGAUACAAAUUCAGAAUAUGGGCCAGGAGCACGGUACACUAUAACAAAUAAAAUUGGGUUUUCCAGGUCGGAUGUAAAAGACUAAGAACGAGGCUUUCAAAUGAAUUAUAAUCUAGUUUAGGUUUAGGGCUGAUUAACAGACUAGAGUUAAAAAUGGCUGCAACUCCCCCUCCUCGGCCGCUGCCCCGAGGAAUGUGGGUAUUAUUAUGACUGGGAGGAGUGGAUUCAUUUAGACUAACAUAUUCAUCUUGACACAGCCAGGUUUCAGUGAGACUGAGUAAAUCAAUAUGAUUAUCUGAUAUUAAUUUGUUUACUAACACUGCUUUAGACGAUAGAGACCUGAUAUUUAACGGUCCGCAUUUUAUUCUCCUGUUUUGUCUUUCUGUCACAGAAGAGGUUUUAAUUUUUAUGAGGUUGUUAUGCUCAACUCCUCUUUGUUUAAUUUUGGAUUUAAAUAAUUUAGGUAGUCGGGGGACAGACACCGUUUGUAUAAAACUAUGAAAACUAUGGGUGGGUAACUGAACUAGAAGCUCAGAGAAGCAUAUAGGACUGCGACUCUGAGUUCUGAUCUCAACUCUGGGUUGUCAGGGAUUUGAAUUACUAAUAAAAUUUGCCAGGUUCCUAGAAAUGAGAGCGGCUCCAUUCAAAGUAGGAUUAAUGCUGUCUCUCCUAAUAAGACCAGGUUUUCCCCAGAAAAUUUGCCAAUUAUUAACGAAACCCACAUUGUUUGCUGGACACCACCUGUUACUCUCACAGUAACAGUUUAAUCGGUCAGUUUUAUUUGCCAUUGUAAUCAUAAGGUACAAUUCAAGUGAAAUAUCAUCUUACCAGUUUCUGUAGUUUGUACAUCAAAAAGAGUCAUUCCAUUAGUUUUUAAUGUCUCUCUUGUCAUAUUGAAAUUUAAGGCAUGCUGAUGGAUCCACGUCGUCAACUCAUGCAUUGAGUAACAUUAAAAGUACCAUGAAAAUUGCCAGCAGUUGGCCCAGUGAAUUAAGUUCCUUUUUUUCUCAGUCUGCAGCUGCUGCUGGAGGCAGAAAAACCUCGUCUCAUUUUAUAAUUAUAGUUUACUAAAGUAUGUUGCCACGGAAUGAACAGCGAUUACAUAAGCUUCGAAACCAGCCACAUCUCAGCCCUGAGCAAGACUGACUGUCCUCUGUUGACCAAUAACUGGACUGCAGUGUUCACAGCUACACCUUGUAGUACCGGAUCUGUGUGCUAGGUACCCCAACAGAGGGGGGAGAUGGGGACGGCAAGGAAUGGUUACCUUAGUACCAUCCACAACUUUUCACAGUGGAAACAGAAAAAAUGCAUACCGAACUGAACUGAACUGAACAGGAAUGCUGUGGAUGGAAACGGGGCAUAUGGGUCUAACCUCUCAUGCUAAUGGACCCAGAGUCAAAUUAAAGGAAAAAGCAGGCCACUGCCUUGGGGCCCUAGACCCUUUGGGGGCCUUCAGGCUCCAGGUUUACCAUGUGGCACUUAGUUUGUGGUAUUUGAAAUAGUAACUGUUAUCGUAAACCACCAUGCACCACCAAAGCACACGAUAACAUGAAAUGAUAGGCAACACCUGCAUUGUUACUGUCUUGUAGAAGACCCGGAAAUAUGCUUAUUUACUCUCUUGCCAUUUACUCACUACUAAUAUCUCAUUUUCAAAUCUCAUUUUUUAAGUGCUUUAAUUGAGAAUCAUAUGACAACACCAAAAAUCACACAGGAAGCAUCAAUGAGUUCUAAAAUUAUUAUCAUAUUAUCAAUCAUUAUCAAUCUUUAUUAAUCAGUAAUACUUAGGCAAGUAAAUGUAAAGCUUAAUCAGGCAGUUGUUCUGUCUAAAUCUACAACCUUGAGCUUCAACUUCCAAGUAUGUAAAUUCAUAUUAAACUAAUACAUUUAACAUAAAAUCAACAUUAUAUGUUUUUUAGUGUUAUCCCAAAUGACACAGGAUUUUACUUUGCAGUGAGCAAAAAAUGAUAAAUUAGAUGCACUUUACACAGACUUAUUAACAUUUCACCAUUGUUUGGGGGUCUUUCAGGGUUUUUCUCGGUAAAAUUUAAAAACAAUGUUGGUUACACAGAACAACAGAUUUUAGGUUUUAUUUGAUUUAUAAGCCUUUUCGUAGCUUUUUUUGCAUUUCACCACGAGGUAUGCACAGUUAUCUAUGAUGACAUUUUGUGACUGUAAUGUCUAAUAAUUCUUAAAUGGUUAAUAGACUGCACUUGUAUUGCUAUUCUAGUCCUCCAACCAGUCAAAGUGCUUUUACACUGUGAGCCACAUUCACCCAUUCACACAAACAUUCAUACGGCCGAGGCUACCAUACAUGGCACCACCUGCUACUCAGUAACCAUUCAUACACACACUCACACAUAUGAGGGCUGGAGGAGCCAAGGAUCGAACUACCGAUUAGUGGACAACCUGUUCUAUCUUUAACCACAGCCACCCCAAUCUGGAAAUCCAUCGGUAAAAAAAAUAAAAAAAUUUUUUUCUUCCUUUACCUCUGGAGGCACAGCCUGGAGUUUUUCGACUAACGGAAGUGCAGGGGCCUCAUGCCCUUCACUUCCGGUGGUGCCCCCAGGGAAUCGCCGUGUUGUUUACAAAUACUUAGGGUAGAAAACCAGCAGAGUUUAGCUAUAUAUCACAUUUUUCACGUCACUAUAUCACUGUGUAGACUAAUCUGGUAUGUUUGUUAAGUCUAUAAACACAAUGAAUGAACAAACGUUACUAUUUCCGUGUGCACGUUUUGUAAUUAACAUGGUUAUCGUAGAUAAGCUGGGCUAACCGUUAGCUGUUAAUGUUACCCGUUAGCGGUGUCUGUAAUAACCAUAGACUGUAUAAAAAUAAGGUAAUAACUCAAUAAACGGUCCGUGAAUAAAAUAUUUUUUCCGGCAGAUAUCUUAGUUACAACAUGAUUGAGCUAGCAAAGCAGUUUUGUGUUGCUAUGUGUGGUAUUUAUUCAGUUAUGGGAAAUCACGAUGUCUAGAAAGCAUCAGUGGCUGCUGCUGAAAGUGCCAGUUAGUAAAGCCAACAUCAGGACGUCAUCUGUUUAAAGCCUCCCGUUGUUGGAUUACGACAUGAAACUACUCCAGUUAGCUAAAUCAUGUUGUAACUCAGACAUCCGCUGGAAAAAAGAUUUUUUUUCCACGUUGACGAGACGGCGUUUUGGGUGGAGCGGUUGCUAUGGACGCGGAGCUUGCUGUUUCUGUAGGUACACAUUUCCUGGGGACACCUGCACAUCUCGGCCGCGCCCCCUCCAUUGUGAUUGGCUAAAGCGCAGCAUCGUUCAUACUCAAAGCCCCGCCCUCCCCCCCUCUCUAGUCGUCUUUCACACAGGGCUGCUGGCAGAUUCUACAAUGUAGAUUGCAGAAUCUGUCUUGAGAGAUUACAGCCACCCCAACCUAAACCUUGUAAUAUCCUCAGUGAAUUUUUAUAUCACUUGAUAAACAGAUAAAUGAUUCAAUAUAUGUCUUUUUUUAAUAAACUCUUUCCUUAUUUUUACUUCAUCAAAGGGCUUUGGACAUCAAAAAUCGACACCUAUUAAGUCUAAAUUAGCCUAUCAAGAUUACUAAUAGGUGUAAAUGAGCAUCAAUUAAUUAAUUCAUUCAUUACUUUUUGUCACAAGGUAUAAAAGUGUCACAGUCACGGCUGGCUUUUUUUAAAUUAUUUGGUAUUUUAACUUUGCAGUGUUGGCAGUGAAAGCAAACAAAUCUCUCCACACACUAUAUAUAGCCACUGGAGAGGGGGUUAACGAGCCUCAUGUGGCUCCAGAGCCACAGAUUCCCUACCCCUACUUUAAGGCCUUCAUUAUUUCAUGUUACAUAUAUAUAUAUAUAUCUAUAUAUAUCACUUAUGUGGUGCAUUACUAAAUAAGGUUUUCCAUAUUAAAUACCCAAUGCAGGGAGUUGGAGAUGUUGUGUGGUCAGUGGGAGCCAACAGCAUAUAUUUCCCUGUUAAAUCCAUCCCUGAUCAAAUUAAUAUUUUCACAGAACUUGAAAUUUAAGACCUGACCGUCAUAGAUCACAUCAGACCACAGCAACCUUUCACUGGCACAAUCAAUUAUGAGUUAAUGCCUUGUUUGCUUGUUGUCUGUUUGACUCUCCCUCCGCAGCAGUGUUGUGUUGCGUCCUCAUGAGCUGCUAUCAGUGUUUUUAUCUCUUGCUUAAGAACAAACAAAAUGGAGCAACUUUCUAUGAUGAAACAGCGGCCAAAAAAUGCCCUGUGUAUACACAGCUGCCACAAGAAGCAGAUAAAUGUUUGAAAUGUUAAUUAUUUGAUCAUGAUCUGCCAGCCUGAGCCAAACAAUCUCAGGCUGAAAGCAAAAAAGCACGCUAAUGGAGGGAGGAUGAGACAUACUCCAAGGGAAACUGAAAAUACACAAAGCACCAUGACAGAGAAUCACAAAUAUUGUUUGAAAAAUGUUUGUGAUAAGUUGAUGAUUGCUUGACAGCCUUGAGGAUGCUAAGUAUCAAAUUACUUAAUAUCAAAAACCUCACUGGAACGUGCCCUUUUUCCUAACCACCUCUUACCUGCUUCAACAUGUCCUACUUAUCUUUUGUCCACAUAAACAUAUCAGCAACUUUUCUUGACCCCUCUCCCAAAUAUCAACUACCCAGAUGAAUAAACACAUUCGAUUACAAUGAUUGUCAGUGUUAAUAACUUAUCACUUAUGGUUUUAACCAUCAAAGUCCUUUUGAACUUGUUUGUAAGAAAAUACAUUUUAAAAAGUCUCUUCUGUACAUAUAAAUUCAGUAAUGCAUGACCAAACGCUGAUCAAAAGUUAUAGUGGAAAAUUUCUGUUGUAAAUGUGACCAUGUGAGGUUAUUUAGGAGCCUCUGCCCUGUGUUUAGACUGUGGUGCUGAGUGUGUGUUUGGGAGAAUGUAAAUUGAUGAUAAAUCUUUUGGAUGCUGGGCUGACAACCACCCACCACCCCCCUUUCUUUCGGUUUUUCCAUACCAGAGCUAAUCUCUCUCUCCAUCUCCUGCAGGUCUCCUCCUCAAAACAUGCAUGCAUACAUACAUAACAUGCAUAAUAUGAAUCUUCAUUACAUCUUGUGGCACACGGUGGCGCCACAAAGUGCACAAACGGUCAAUUUCUGAGCACACUGGGCGCCAGCAUAAAUUGGUCAUUCCAGUUGAGGUCCCAGGCAAAACGCUUGUUCUUCUUGUAGGGGCAUCCCAUCUGCGCUCCCUUGCAGAUGGGAUUGUGCUGAUGCCAGAGGAUUGCUACACCUUUGGCAUCAUGUCCACUCCAGGGGCGUGCGCUGACCAGCUCAGGACUGAGGUUGAACAUGCUGUUCUUCCUCGGAUCUCUGAUGCUGUCUGUGUCAUGGCCCCUAGCAACAACCUGACGGCCAGCAAAACGCAAGGAGGCAUAGCUUUUGGCCGAUACCUGGCCACUGUCUGCAGCGUCUGGCCGACUGCACAGGUCUUCGCUGGGACCUUGUCCCACGCUUGACAGUCCCGGGGGAUAUCCAAGAGUUUUUCCGGCAGGAAUUUCACCGCGUGUCAACACGUCUCGGUGUGAAAUAUUUUCACCAUGCUGACCGCUUCCCCCUGAACAACCGCAAGCUGUGGUGCUGUGAUGGUGUGCACCCCAGUGACGACAUGGGGAUGCCUAUCCUCGUGGAGUCGCUGCUGACUGCCACCAAACAGCACCUGGAGAUACCAGUACCCAAGCCACAGGUGUCGUGCCCUGUGUCUCCCAAGCCGAUGCCAAAGGAGGUUCCACGUGUGAUUGUGGUGGGAGAGGUUGUAGUUCCACGGCCCCCCCCUCCUGAGUGGACGUCUGUACAGUUGGGCAGGAAGAGGAACCACUUUGAACAUGAGCAUGGCUCUGGUUCAUCACAGAGAGGAGUGGUUCAUCAUGUGAUUCACAUGCAGGUAACAGGCUCAGUGCUUGAGAGUCUGAUAGCUAAACGGACUGAAUACUGGGAGAGCUGCAACACAACACUGGCAACGAGCACACUCUCAGAAACUGGAAUCUACUGUAAAGGAAUGUUUGACAUGUUUGUGUGUUGGCCCCAUUCAUCUCCUGGGAAUGUGUCAGUCCCCUGUCCUUCUUACUUACCAUGGAUCAGCAAGGAGGUCUCCAGGAAGGCACACCGUGAAUGCUUGGAAAAUGGAAGGUGGCGACAGAGGGAGAAUUCUACUGAGCCCUGGAGGGAUGACUCAGAAUGUAAAGAGGACCAUUACUUCAAAGACAAGGAGAAGGAAUUGCUUCGCCAGACAGCCCUCAGAGUCAUCUCUGUCAUUGGCUAUUCCCUGUCCCUGUUCUCUCUCACACUGGCUACUCUUCUGAUGGGCAUGUUAAGGAAGCUACACUGUACCAGGAACUACAUUCACAUGAAUCUAUUUGUGUCAUUCAUCCUGAGAGCCAUGGCUGUCAUCUCGAAGGAAAUCAUAUUAUACAUCAUGUACUCUAAGCUACCCAAAGAUGACCCAGGAUGGAACUCCUACUCAAGCUCUCCGAUAGCGUUGUUGUGUAAACUCUCCAAAGUGUGCAUGGAAUACUUUGUGGCUUGUAACUACUUCUGGCUCUUGGUGGAGGCCAUUUUCCUCCACAUGCUGCUCUUCACAGCUGUGCUAACCAAGAGAUGUUUGCUGAAGAAAUACAUGCUUCUAGGAUGGGGAACACCUAUUUUGUUUGUAACACCAUGGACAGUGGUCAAGAUUUUAUAUGAAAACACAGAAUGCUGGUCAAUUGUGAACAGAUGGUUUUGGUGGAUAAUAAGAGGCCCGAUCACUUUUUCAGUGCUGGUCAUUUUCUUCUUAUUCGUCAAGAUUCUCAUGCUGCUGCUGUCAAAGCUGAAAGCAGAUCAGGUGAAAUUUACAGACUACAGAUACAGCUUGGCCAGAGCAACACUGGUACUGAUUCCUUUGCUGGGAAUCCAUGAAGUGGUUUUCACUGUGCUGAUAGAUGAAUGUGUGGAGGGCAGCAGUCGCUAUGCCAGGAACUUCAUCAACCUCACCCUCAGCUCAUUUCAGGGAUUCUUGGUUGCUGUGCUGUACUGUUUUGCUAAUGGAGAGGUCCAAGCUGAACUGAAGAAGCGCUGGCAGCUCUUCCUGUUCACCAACCACUUUCAGAUCAGGAGCUGUUUUCGGAGUGUCCCCCUCAAGCACCUGUGGAAGUUCACUGGAGGGCGCCACCCACAGUGCUCCCAGCAGAGUGACUGCUACGACGAGGAUGGCACCUCUGCAUCACACCCGCACCUGUUUCAGGUGGCUGUACAUGGAAUAGAUGGGGGGCUUGGAAUAGGAGAGGUUAAAGGUCAGAGAUUGAAGGUCUGUGGCACAACAGGGCUUGACUUUCUCACCAGGAAAAGCUUGUCCAUUAGUGAUGGAGAGAUGACACUUGGGGAGACAAUGGAGGAGAUUCUGGAGGAGAGUGAGUUAUAAACAAGCUCAUUAGCUUGGUCACCAGUGGGAUAAUGUCACAUUGGCAAUAUUGUUACUUAUUCAACCCUCCGAGACCCACCAUAGAACCAUUUUUAAGGGGAGAAAGCAGGUCAUAGCAAGUCAAAGUUUUUCUAGUCAUAAAUCUGUAAUAAACAUUGUGUUUUGGUUAAGCACCCAUUCAAACAUACAAAAUUUUAUAGUGUAGAAGGCCUUAGAACAUUAUGAUCAAGUAUAUGAUGGCCAUUCUCACGUUCAAUUGUGUCUUUUAAGUUGUUGCAGCAAUUUUUGGGUAUUGAUAUAGAUAGAUAUUAUGCCAAAUUCAGCCAUGACCAAAAAGUCCCACCAAAAAACACAUGAAGACACCAAGGCCUUGAACACCAUGUGGGAGCAAAUGUUUUUGACAUUUGGAUAUUUUGGCAUUUGGAUGUUGAACACCUCUGGAUAUUGCUAAGAAACUCUCUUAUUGUCAAUAUACCUAGGAUAGCCAUACCUCUUUUGAAUGUGCUAGGUCUCUUAUCUGUGACUGUAAAAUUUUACAAGGCUGUGAUUAUCCUAGGGGUCACAAUAGGUCAGUUAAUACAGUAAGGUCAAGUAGGUCAAGGUCAAGCAAGUUCCAAAAAAUUGUCUCACUCCAGUUAAUCACUAUGUACAGAUAUCUGCAUAUAUACGCAAAAUCUGUCGGUGACAGGAUGUGUAUGAUAGUUUUUAAAAGAUUAGCGCAAAUAAACUCCUACGCAAGCAAAUUCAGUGAUUACAGUAAUUUAAGUAGAAUAUAUUUAUUUUGCUGUGAAAAUUGAAUACUGGUGUCACCAGGAGUAUACUGGUUGUCCCUUUGCAAAUACGGAAGUUGCCAUGUGUGGACUUCUGUGUGCACUGUACUUAAAGGAAUAGUUUGAAUUGUUUGAAGUGAGGAUGCAUGAGGUUCUUAUCCACAGUCAAUUUAUUGCCUACAGUAGAAGGGCAUGCCCCCAGUUUGGAAAAGCAGACAGCAAGAAGCUAACAAUGUACUGCUGUGUAUCGGGGACAGCAGCAAAAUGUAUUUUAGUCACCUAAAAAAACACCUAAAAAACAGCGUACCUGGGCUAAAAUUGGAAUAUUUUCACAUUUUCUGGAGCUGUUAAAUCCAUCUUUGCUCCCUUCAAAGCCAUAAGUAUAUUUUGAAGAAAACAGUUAUUAUAUUUAAAGUCCAGUUCAGACCAUUGAUUUGCAAUGAGACAAAACCGUUUUAGAAUGUUUCACAGAAAAUUUGUAGCAGUGUAAACUUUGUGGUCUGAGCUUGACUCAAGCCAGGUGAUGGUGUCACCUGCAACUCAGCUGGUGAAAUCACCAGUGGCUGGUUUUAGAAAGCAAAGCACAUCACCUGUUUUUUCAGCCAGUCAACCUGUAGUGAAGUCUGCUGGUUAAAUCAAAAUGAAUGCAGAGGGCAUGUUCGCUUGCUGAGGCAGGUGCUCUGUCCCCUCUGAGCCCACCGUUUCUGUCCUCAUGGUGUGCCGGUAUGGGACGGUGGGUUGCUGCUGCUGCUCACUGUAUGUGCUUAUGCCCCCCCAAACACACACAUUCUCACUGACUGAUUAAUUGGUGCUGAUUAUUUAUAUUAUUGUGGCGUAUUUAUUAUAAAUACAGUCCAACUGAUGCUCGUUUCGUUUCUGUUUUUCCCCAUUUUAACACUAAAAAUACAACUGUAGCCAGUAUCUCACUGUCAACAUUUAUAAUUUAAGAAGCUACAAAUUAUAAUCAGCCACAAAAUAAGCCUGAAAAGCUGGAAAUCAGAAUGGAAGAGAGUUGUUGCAUAAAAGAUGAUAGACCGUCCCAUCUAGUUGCAUUGCUGUAAACCGGCAGGUUUGAACAACAUUUCAGAACGUCUCUUCCAGGACUGACAGACGUGCAAUAGAUGUCGUACAAAAUACAACAGCUUCUAUAAGGCAAUGAAUAUUGCGGAGGGCGUGGUCAUAUGCCUACAAAGUUGCGUGCUGAUCGGUGAAACCCUUGAGAUGUUAUACACCUUUAUGUGAUCAGCCACGCCCUCCGCAAUAUUCAAUCAAUCAAUCAAUCAAUCAAUUUUAUUUAUAAAGCCCAAUAUCACAAAUCACAAUUUGCCUCACAGGGCUUUACAGCAUACGACAUCCCUCUGUCCUUAUGACCCUCGCAGCGGAUAAGGAAAAACUACCCCAAAAAAACCCUUUAACGGGGGAAAAAAACAGUAGAAACCUCAGGAAGAGAAACUGAGGAGGGAUCCCUCUUCCAGGACGGACAGACGUGCAAUAGAUGUCGUACAGAACAGAUCAGCAUAAUAAAUUAACAGUAAUCCGUAUGACACAAUGAGACAGAGAGAGAGAGAGAGAGAGA